Molecule: messenger RNA, 6241 nt
Organism: Acanthaster planci (crown-of-thorns starfish)
Lineage: Eukaryota; Metazoa; Echinodermata; Asteroidea; Valvatida; Acanthasteridae
Gene: lhfpl2
Product: LHFPL tetraspan subfamily member 2
Cellular component (GO): membrane
Source: RefSeq, a predicted model, not a curated record
UACGUUUAUGUUUUCACAUUAUAACGACCACUAUGCAUGCAAACAUGGUGCUUCUCUGCAAAAUUAUUCUGGAAAGAAGGGACAUCCCAUCAAGAAAGACCCGAGAUUUGUUUCCAUGUUUUCUUCUGCACGGCUAAAACUUUACUCUGUAAAGCAAGUUUUUUUUUCUUGUGGGAUCAGAAUGUACGUUCCUUGUGUUAACCCUUGUGUUUAAGAAAGCUCCCACCCUUUUUGAACAUUGUUCCGCUGCCUCUGAUGCCGGGCUAAAUUGGUAAGAUUUCAAAAAUUGAGUGUUGUUGCACACUACACUGUACGUAUUGGAAUCAGGUGUGGACUGGUACAUACAUUAUAGGCCUACGGCUCUCCGCUAUUUUUAUUUUUAAUCCGCCCAUUUACCACAUGCUUCCCCCGUCGAACUGGAAAACAAAAAUCAGUUAAUAAAAUUUGGACUUCCUUCAAGUAGGAGGCCUUCAAUUAAAAGUGCGGUUUCACACGGGUCUCGCCAUUUCUAUGCCAACUGUAGUGUUUAAUUGGCAUAACUGACUGGUGCCUGGACUACAUCGUAUUCUUUGUCACCUUAAAAGACAUGAUUUUUCUCUCCUUAUAUUCCUCAUUUGUGUGGAUUUAAAUUAAAGGGGCAGGUUAUUUCUAUGUGCUGCAUAUUUUGCGAUGUUGUAUGUUAUGUGGGUGACAAAAUGCUUCCCAAUUUUUGGCAUCUGUGUGCAAUUUAAGUUCGAUUCAAAUGUUGUCUUGCACUGUGUUCCAGAGAUUGCAGGUGAAAAUCCACUUCAUUUAUUCAUUUUUUUCAGUUCAUCUGAAUAAUUAUUAACCAACUAACAUAGUCUGUUUCCCUUUUUAGUUGAAUAGGAUGAAAUGCUUUCCACAAAGCUGUGUACCAUAUCUUCAGGAAUCAAAUCUUUUUUUAAUAGUCACAGAACGUUCCUUUAAGGGGUAUCAUAUUUUCAGAUGGGACUGCCCCUUUAAGCUCUAAUUCCUUUGCUCCAGUCUCUCUCAUCAUUACCUCCACGUGUUGGCAGCUGGUGAAGCGGCUGACGCCGUGGUCGCGCGCCGCGCCAGUCGGCAAAGUGUGACUGAGUGUAAUUGAAAAGUAACCCUGCCAUUACUGGCCGGCCAAGGAUGCAGCAGAAAAAGGAGCGAGAAUGCAUCUCUCAACAGAUUCCAUUUCAAUUUUAGUAGGGGAAAAGAAGUCUAAGCUGGGGAUGAUACGAUGAGAUUUUAUAAAAAUCCUCCGACUUAAUGUCUCCGUGUGCAUGACUUAUGGUCAACUGAUGAGAGGGGCCCACUGCAUCUUUAUAAAUGAACGUAAAUUUGGUUUGACAUAAUGCCCAUCGUGGACUCACAGGGCUUUAUGAAGGGGAUUUAUCAAGUCUUCGUGAACCACAUUUGACAUCAUGGAGGUCAAAAACAUUGAUGACAGUGGAGCGACUGAAAACCAGAUUGUGCAAAUUUGUUAUUUUCUGUUAUUUUACAGCUGCAAGGGAACAAAUGUUUUGUUUCGUUAAUUGGUAAUGUUGUUAAAUAUUAACUGACAUUCCCCAAAUUCCAUGAGUUUAAACUGUAUGUGUCCUUCAUGGGUGUUGUAUUACUGUAUUAGGCAAAUAAAAUCUACUCUGGUUUAUUUUUUCUGUAAUUUAUUUUUUUCUUGAUAAGUACACUGUAUUGUUUUAAGGUUCAGCUCACUGUACAAGUACAUAGCACAUUUAGGCCAACAUGUUUUUCAUUAAUUUUAAUGAACAAGUGCAUGGAUUAGGGCCCUCCCACAUUGCACAGAGCCACCACCCACAUUAAGGUUCCUGCACUUUCUGUUCCACCCCUCCCCCAGAAGAGGACCACAUUUUAUUCCCAUUCAGUUGGGCCAUUUCAACAGGCCCAGGGGCUCCCUGCAGUGGUUUGUUGAUUAAUUACCAAUCCAGGUCAGGUGUCAAUUAGCCAGAGACCAACUUGCCUGAGUGAUUGAUUGACUGAUUAGAGCCCCCUGGUCUCAUUAUCCAUCCUGGCCAGUCAGGUUGUUAUCCUCUCAAACCUUGCCCAGUUUCUUAUUAAUUUGCUGAUGAGUCUUGAGUUUCCCUUGAUUAAUAAUCUAUCCAAGACAAUUGUGUCAGGCAAACCUGGAGAUUGAAACAUUGGUUUAAAUAACCCUGGACAUUUGCAUCAGUUAUAGGAACAGUGGAAAAAAGGAAUAACUGGUUUCUAGAAUCUAUAUUUUUCAGAGAAUUUGAAUGAAAAGCUCAAGAUCAAAAUCAUGAAUUCCUCUGAUGAAAUAGCUGGGAAAAGACAAAGGUCAGAUGAAAUAUAUGCAUAUGUGGCUGAAUCUAAGGGGGAAAAUAUCAUUUACUAUUUAAGCGUUACUUUAAAAUGUUAAUUUUUCAUUUUUUUUAAAGUUUGGGUUCCAUUUUUUUGUGUUGCUGUCAAUUAUAUUCUUGACGGACAAUAUUCAGUAUAUUAUUCUUCAACUGGUCAAAUUGCAGAUAAGAUUUUCUGCGAUUAAAGCUGUGUACAUGUGUGAGUAUUUUGAGCUUGGUUGAGAAGUAAUUUUGGAAUGGAAGCAACCGAGAGUUAAUGAGAUUGAGAACCGCUUUGUUUGGAUAGAGAGUAGAGCAAACAGUGACCAAAAGAAAAAACAUGUCAGUGGAAAAGAAAAGGGUCUGCGGGUAGCUUGGAAGAGAGAGACAUAUUUUCCGUUAAUUACAACGAAUGCCAGGAUGCCUGCCGUUUGCUCAGUCAUGAAAAGUCAUUGCGUCUUCUCAAAUUUCAUCAGUAAUUCGCCCCCAUCCAAGCGGGCUAAAAUGAAAUUAUUGGCAGCCAGUCAAGCAGAAGGUAGUUGGGAAGGGGGGAAUUCAAAGCCAACAAAUUCUCCCCCCCCCCCCAAAAAAAAAUUUGCCUAUACACAGAGACCCUUUCUCUCGCAACCAUCUGCAAAAAAAUUUGAUCAUGAAACUGCUGGUCCGGCACUUUAUUUGCUCAGUAGACGUGGCGAGAAGGGAUGGCACCGGGGCACCAGAGGAAAAACAAAUAUUAACCUUUGUAUUUCUUGCAGGGCAGGAAAAAAAAUCACAUGUGCAAGAAAUUUUUGGCAAUAGGUGGCCCAAAUGUUGCCAGUGUAGCCAACAGUUAAUUGUCUUGUUCGACCAGUGUUAUCAAAGAAAUGUUUGAGAACUUGCAAUAAAACAGUGCAAUUUAAUUGCACGGGGUGGUAGGCUGUGGACACAAGCAGUGCACUGGAUGAGUCCAUUCAGUCAUAGGGGAGGCAGGUUUUUUGUGAUAAUUACAAGCUUUUGAUUGGUUGGAGACUUCAAUUGAUCAGACAGGCAUGGGAACUCAGUAGCACAGUGCACAGCUGAAGUGUGGAGAUCACCUGCCAUGGUACUAGAUGUGUAGUCCCUUUAUUGCCAUUGGUACAACUGUAAAGCAAGGAAACAACAACCUUAAUGAUUUCAAAUUCUAUAAAUGUAAAAAAAAAUGCAUAUAUAUUUAGAACUGGUAUUGCCGUUGCAGAUGCUGGAAUUUUCUGUGUUGUACAGAAUUGAACAUAGAUCGACAACACACAGAGUUAGAGUUUGCAUCGGAAGAGGUUAUUGAUAUACAUACAUGAAAGAAUGACUGGUGGAUUUCUUGUCAAGUUUUCUGAAGCACAGCAAACUGCAAUUGGAUUCUUCAGGUUCUGACAAAUCCAACAUUUGAAAAAGGAUUUGCUGGUGGAGAGGUGCAUGUUCGUAUAUACAUUGCACUCAGAGCAACUCCAGAACCCUCCCCAGUGUGAGAUUGCGAACCUAGUUAACUAUGGGUUACCUGAUAGUGACGUUGCGUUCCAUACUGUGGACUGUCGUCAGUAUUGGCAUUGUCGUAAUGCACGUCUUUGCCGUCAUCAACCCAGACUGGCUGCUGCGGGACGACAGGUCCCUCACAGCCACGCUCGUGUCGACCACACCGGAGGAUGCUCCAUCGAACACAACAGGGUCGUCGCUGAGACCAGACUCGUAUGUCUCCGUCACACAGAGCUCAGCCCACGGGCUGCUUACACUGUGCCGAGAGAGGUACUCGCCGGGCGGCGUCUUGCACUACGCGACUGGUGCAGCCCAGGAAUGCACCUGGAUCGCCAGUUUCUUUGACCUGCCGAUUUGGCUGUGGAUGUUGACUGUUGUUUUCUACUGUCUGGGUCUAGCCAUUCUGGGGUUUAUCGCCAUUGUGUCAAUCUUCACCUUCUGUUUUAGGAGCAUCUGCAAGAAAAGCAUCUUCACUGUGUCGGGACUCAUACAAGCAAUUGCAGGUCUUCUCAUCCUCCUGGGCCUCGUGGUGUACCCAGCGGGCUGGGGUUCGGAUGGAGUCAUUGAGCUUUGCGGCAUGGAUGCUGCCCCCUUCCAGUUGGGAGCGUGCUCACUAGGCUGGGCAUUCUACGUCGCUGUGGCGGCCACGUUCCUCACCUUCGCCUGCUCGGUGCUGUCCGUGCAGGCUGAGAUCGCCACCUCCAGCGAUGACGUUCAGGACGAGAUACUGAAAGGGAAAUAUGUCAUCUGUCUGCCCUGACGACAGACCAGUACUCAGGUGUUAAGCAGACCAAGGAGCAUUGACUGAGCUGUGUUUAAUUUUUUAAAUCCGCACUAAUCACGCAGGCAGAAAAAAAAUUCCACUCAGAGCUAAUUUUUCACGGGCUUUAAUACGUAGGAGCCCGUCCUCUGCCAAAACAAGCAGAUCACUCCCAAGAACAUGUAGCAAUACAGCUCUUUCAAAAAUGCCACUGGCAUGGUGAAAGUUUCAAGCUGUAGAAGCCAAGACAUAAACCACCAAGAUUUAGACAACCACUCCUUGGACUAAAAUAAAAAAAUAAAUAAAUAGGAGCCAAAUGCUUUGAAGUCCUGACAUACCUGAAUCACUUAACUGAAUUUUUUUGUAUAAAAAUAAAAUGUAGUUUUCUGUACAUAUCUUAAUGUCCACAACUGAGAAGGCAAACAUGCAGCAGUGUUUUUCAGACAGAAGUAAGUCAAUUCCUGCAUGUUUCCUACACUUCUGUACUCUUCAAAUUAAAGGCGACAAUCAUAGAAUAGUGUAUGUGAACGAAACAUUCCCCAAGUGACCAAGAAAAUAUUUGAAGGUUGCGCACGUACAUAUAUGUAAUAAUUUAACAUUUACAAUCUUCUGUUUCAGUUUUUUUUUCGGGGGGGGUUGUUUUUUGGGCAUUUUUGUGGUGGAGGCGUUGGGGUCGGCAAAGGUGAAAUGGUAUGGAAAUUCUUGUGAAUAACCUGAAAGAGGUUCGGAAGUUUACAUGGCAUUGUCGUGGCAUGACUAAACAAACUCACGUCCACUCUUGAUUGGUGAUAACAAGUCCCUGAGCUGAUAACCCCAGCUGUAGAGGUCACUGUGACAUAUCUGUUCUACCCCAGAAAAUGAGAGAAUUCCAAUGCAGAAUGCAUCAGAGGUUUUGGGAUGAAGCUAUAUUCAAAAUAUUUAGCGCAACACAAUUGUCAAAACAACUCUUUUUGUAAAUAUGCAAAACAUUUGUAUCAGAUGUUAUCUGUCUGCAUUUUCGUCAGUGUGGAACAGUACUUGUUUUAUUUUCCAGUUUAUUUUAUAUUUUUUUUUGAAGAAUGAAGAGUGUUUCUGAUUGAUGCAAUUAAUCUUAAUUUUUUUCAUUAAUUGGGAUUAGUUCAUCUGACUGAUAAAUGAGGAUAGAGAAAUAUUGAGGCGUGAUUUUGGUUUACUCUGCUGCGACAAGCAACAUAAAGGCUGAAGAAUUAAUGGACGUCAUGCCAGGUCGUUCCAUUCAAGGAUGACUUUGAUUCCAAAACAGGGAAAGUUAUCACCAGUGAACAUUUGAAAACAGUUUCUUGAGAUGGUUUCCUGUGCUCCCCGUCGCCCAAAAUAUAUUUGGCUUCGUACUCCACGUCUGCUGAGCUUUAUUAUACAAAGGAACAUUUUUUAAAAAGUUUCCCGUUGGCUGAAUCAAACAAUGCACGUACAUAUACGCACAGUCAUCAGGCAGGUUUUGUACAACAUGCAUCAUCUUGUCAAUUUUAGUUUAUUUUUCAAACAUCGUAAAUAUUAAUAAAUAUAACAGAGUCCCUGAAGCAUAGGACUCAGGCCUGCAACAUGAACUAUGAGAAUUUUUUGGGUAAGGUAGCUUCAGAGCCAUAUGAAAGAAAUUACUGUCAAAGAGACAAAAGAAGUUUCAGCUUGGCUCCCUGCACACCCCUACGGGUUUCUUUCAAUCGAUUCAUGUUCUGUA